AUGCCUUUAAUGAAAUCAAUUCCAAAUGUCCUUUCAACAAGUGUUAACCGCAUGAUUAAAGGCAAACCUCGUCCAACUUGGAAUUAUAAAUUUCAUGUUGGUUUUAACCUAUUUAAAUCAAUGUUAACUGCAACAUUUGAUAAACCAAUUGAAGAAGUUCAACUAAUAAGUAAUUCAACUAAAAUUUCUCCUCCGCCUGGUAUUACCAUAAAAGAAGAUUUAGAAUUAUCUGAUAAUUAUCGUGCAAUUGCUCAAAUUCAUCUUGAAAAAUUUUUGGAUAAAUAUGAUGAUGUUUUGGAUUCAAAAUGGAAAUAUACAAAUGGUCAAGAAUUAAUUGGUGAAUGGGUUUGUUAUAACGAUUUACCAAAAAAACAUCCUGUUGUUUUAUUUUUACAUGGUGGUUAUUUUUGCAUGGGUGGAACUAAAAUGAUUAGAUCUUUCGCAAUUGAAAUUGCAAAAAUAUGUAAAGCUGAAGUUUUUGGUGUUGAUUAUCGAUUAUCACCACAACAUCAAUUCCCUGCUGCACUUUGUGACGCUAUCGCUGCUUACUUAUACCUAAUAAGCCCUAGUGAAGAUGCUGGAUUUGAACCUAUUGAUCCUAAAAGAAUUGUUAUUAUGGGAGAGAGUGCAGGUGGUGGAUUGGCUAUAGCAAUGACUUUGUUUCUUCGUGAUGCCGGAUUACCAUUACCUUGUGGCAUUGUAGGAUGGUCACCUUGGGUUGACCUUACACAUAGUAUGCCAUCUUCAUUAGACCCAAAUCUAAUAAGUCUCGACUUACUUUGUCCGAUGGUGAUGUAUAGACCAAAACCUCGAGUUUCGUCUCCUGCAUGGGAUCAAUAUCAAAAAGAUUCACAAAAACUUGCUGAUGAAAUUAAAGAAAAAAAACCUUCGAUCAUUGGUGAUGAAUCUUUUCAACGAGAUGAACAGAUUCAAAUGUAUUGCAAUAAUGAAGCUCUGGCUAUUCCUUAUGUUAGUCCAUUAUUGGCUGAAAGUUUGGGUAAUAUGCCUCCUAUGUUAUUGCAAGUAGGAGAAGUUGAAAGAAUGCACGACGAAGUCGUACUUUUUGGUUAUAAAGCAACUCAACCACAAAAAUUUAGAGUUCCGCAAUAUUCUACUUCAUAUUUUGAUGAAUCGCCAUUUCAAAAACCAACAAGCAUAAUAUUAGAAGUUUAUGAUGAUAUGCCUCAUGGUUGGCAGAGGUUUCCUUCUGCUGAACAAGCUCAGAUAUCAUUUCAUAGAACUUGCAAUUUCAUAAAAUAUGUUUCUCUAGUAGAAAAUGAUCAAACAACCGAAAAAUCAUUAUUCAAGGGAGUAAGAAUCAAUAGCAAAGGUGAAGAAAGACUUUUAGAACAAUAUGAUCUUGAUGUUUUAAAAUGGGAUAAAGUUGGUAUUGUUCCUGAUAUAACUGAUUAUACAAAUGUCAAAUUUGAUAUUAAUAAUUUCUAG
Messenger RNA from Dentiscutata heterogama, 1446 nucleotides. The record is from the annotation of a GenBank genome assembly. NCBI's taxonomy places the organism in Eukaryota, Fungi, Glomeromycota, Glomeromycetes, Diversisporales, Gigasporaceae.